Messenger RNA from Aureobasidium pullulans EXF-150, 785 nucleotides. RefSeq lists its product as uncharacterized. Bases 18 to 785 code for a protein of 255 amino acids. The record is from RefSeq and is a predicted model, not a curated record. NCBI's taxonomy places the organism in Eukaryota, Fungi, Ascomycota, Dothideomycetes, Dothideales, Saccotheciaceae. Gene Ontology annotation, cellular component: kinetochore. The transcript is spliced from 2 exons. Gene Ontology annotation, biological process: attachment of mitotic spindle microtubules to kinetochore; kinetochore assembly; protein localization to kinetochore.
CAUACACUCCGACCACCAUGGCACCAACAGAUACAACAGAAGAUAUGUCGCUGACCAUCCUGAGUCUCGCCGAGCCAUUGCUCGCUGCCGACAGUAGCGCCGACCGCCUCACCAAGUCAUCACUCGGUGCAGAACUCGACCACUACAAGGAUCUUUUCUCCAAACUCCGCUUCUCAUAUGUCGAACAAGUCACGAAAGAGCGCUUCCUGAAGGCCAUUGUCGCAGACCCCCCGCACUUGGUCGACGCUGCCGAGAAUGCUCGUUUGGAGCAGCACCUGGCACAAGCAAAGGCUGCUCUCAAGGCCAAGAAGGAGCAUACCAACCAGAAGGUGCAAGAACUGCAAGACCUGGGCACCCGCCUGGCACAAUCACACGAGUUGAUCCACCUGCAAACCACCCAGCUCCAUGCCCUCCCCGCCGACAUUCAGAACCUCGACAUCACCAUCGCGAACCUCAAAGCUGCGCAGGAAACGCCAUCUUCCCACCCCAUGCUCAACCUACCUCUCCGGCCCACAAACUCUCUCCUGGCCGAAAAGCUUUCCGACCUCGCCCGUCUCGAUCGCGAAAUUGCCGAGCUGCAAUCCACUCUGCCCGACAAGAAACGUCGUGUCGCAUCUCUACAAGCCGACUUGGAGCCCAUCGAAUCUCGCAAACGUUCUGCCAUCACCCAAGCCAAAGACGCUCAGAAGAAGAGAGGCCAACACGUUCUCGCACAAGAUCUUGAUGAAAGAGGGAAAUGGCUCAAGUCUGUCGACACCGGACUUCGUCUGAUGCUUCAGGUCUGA